AUGCCUAUCACCAAGAUCCACGCCCGCUCCGUCUACGACUCCCGUGGCAACCCCACCGUCGAGGUCGACCUUGUCACCGAGACCGGUCUGCACCGUGCCAUUGUUCCCUCCGGAGCUUCCACUGGCCAGCACGAGGCCAUCGAGCUCCGUGACGGCGACAAGACCCGCUGGGGUGGCAAGGGUGUUCUCAAGGCCGUCAAGAACGUGAACGAGACCAUUGGCCCUGCCCUCAUCAAGGAGAACCUCGAUGUGAAGGACCAGUCCAAGGUUGAUGAGUUCCUCAACAAGCUUGAUGGCACCCCCAACAAGGCCAACCUCGGUGCCAACGCCAUCCUGGGUGUCAGCUUGGCCAUUGCCAAGGCUGGUGCUGCUGAGAAGGGCGUUCCCCUCUACGCUCACAUCUCCGACCUCGCCGGAACCAAGAAGCCCUAUGUCCUCCCCGUCCCCUUCCAGAACGUCCUGAACGGUGGUUCCCACGCCGGUGGCCGUCUGGCUUUCCAGGAAUUCAUGAUCGUUCCCGAUGCUGCUCCCUCUUUCUCCGAGGGUCUGCGCCAGGGUGCCGAGGUCUACCAGAAGCUGAAGGCUCUCGCCAAGAAGAAGUACGGCCAGUCCGCUGGCAACGUUGGUGAUGAGGGUGGUGUUGCUCCCGAUAUCCAGACCCCCGAGGAGGCCCUCGACCUGAUCACCGAGUCCAUCGAGCAGGCCGGCUACACCGGCAAGAUCCACAUUGCUCUGGACGUCGCCUCGUCCGAGUUCUACAAGGACGGCAAGUACGACCUGGACUUCAAGAACCCCGACAGCGACCCCACCAAGUGGCUCACCUACGAGCAGCUGGCCGACCUGUACAAGUCGCUGGCCAGCAAGUACCCCAUCGUCUCCAUCGAGGACCCCUUCGCUGAGGACGACUGGGAGGCCUGGAGCUACUUCUACAAGACCUCCGACUUCCAGAUUGUCGGUGACGACCUGACGGUCACCAACCCUCUUCGCAUCAAGAAGGCCAUCGAGCUCAAGUCUUGCAACGCCCUCCUCCUCAAGGUCAACCAGAUCGGCUCCCUGACCGAGUCCAUCCAGGCCGCCAAGGACUCCUACGCUGACAAGUGGGGCGUCAUGGUGUCCCACCGCUCCGGUGAGACUGAGGAUGUCACCAUCGCCGACAUCGCCGUCGGUCUCCGCUCCGGCCAGAUCAAGACCGGUGCCCCUGCCCGCUCCGAGCGUCUGGCCAAGCUGAACCAGAUCCUCCGCAUCGAGGAGGAGCUGGGCGAGAACGCCAUCUACGCCGGCACCAACUUCCGCACUGCCGUGAACCUCUAA
Molecule: messenger RNA, 1311 nt
Organism: Aspergillus campestris IBT 28561
Lineage: Eukaryota; Fungi; Ascomycota; Eurotiomycetes; Eurotiales; Aspergillaceae
Gene: aspf22
Product: enolase acuN
Exons: 4
Coding region: 1-1311 (436 amino acids)
Biological process (GO): glycolytic process
Cellular component (GO): phosphopyruvate hydratase complex
Molecular function (GO): magnesium ion binding; phosphopyruvate hydratase activity
Source: RefSeq, a predicted model, not a curated record